Molecule: messenger RNA, 17250 nt
Organism: Solenopsis invicta (red fire ant)
Lineage: Eukaryota; Metazoa; Arthropoda; Insecta; Hymenoptera; Formicidae
Exons: 9
Coding region: 1842-10850 (3002 amino acids)
Biological process (GO): regulation of transcription by RNA polymerase II
Cellular component (GO): nucleus
Molecular function (GO): DNA binding; DNA-binding transcription factor activity, RNA polymerase II-specific
Source: RefSeq, a predicted model, not a curated record
GUACGUUGUUUUCAACAGUUUACAUAAAUCUGUCGCUUGUGUUUCUUGAAUUCCGAACCUUUCUCUCUUCGCAACGCUCGAAUACACAUACAUCUGUCUCGCUUUGAAUGUGAAAACUGUUAAAAAUUUCAAGCGAUACGAGCAAAUCUCAGGAGGCAUUCGUAAACGCCCGGUCCUCUCGCGCUCGGCACGCUCCUGCGCGCACGGCGUACACAACACACAGACGCGCGCACAGCCAGAUGGAGGAACAUACACCAACGUACACACACGGUGCGACGACGGCGACAGUCCCGCUCGCACGCGCGCAGCGCCCUCGCGCACUUACACCCAUGUACGCGCGUGCGUUUCACGUUCCGCGAUUCGCGUAUAUCGCCACUGUAUUCCCGAAAAAGAUGGCCGCCACGAAAGCGUACGGUGGUGAUGUUGACGUUGUCGUUCGUACCGAGGUCGCGUCACGUCCUCGUGCCGCGUGAAGAUUGUUGUGCGUGCGUGCGUACAUCCGCGUACGCCGUGUCCGUGGACCGUGCCGUCGUGCCCAUCGAGCAUCGUCGCGGGCGACGAACAUACGUGAGUGUGAGAGAGAGAGAGAAAGACAGAGCGCGAGCGAAGGUGGUGCCCGUCGUUGAUCCCGACGAUCGAGUGCCGUGAGAUUUCGUGUGACUCUACAGUGGUCUUUCUUCUCCUUGGCGUUCCAGACGACGUUCGACCGAACGGAACCUCCAGGGAAAACGAACGAGCGAGCGAGCGAGAGGUGAGAAAGGAGAGACAGCUAGCUACAGUAAGAGCGAGAGAGAGUGAGAACGUGAGAUAACGAGUGCUCUGAAACUUGUAUACGUGACCGUCGCGAGUGAGAACGUAGCCCGGAAACAUCGGGCGCACGUUUACGUGAGAGGAGAAAGAUCGCGCGUGCGGGGCUUCGUCGCGGAGGAAAGUCGUGGGACGAGCGUGCGUGCGUGUGUGCGAGUGAGGAGUCAGCGAGGAAUCGUCGCCGGGCCGCUGGCGCGUGGAAAAAAUCCGGCGAGGGAGAAACAGAACGAGCGCGACAAGGAGAGUACCGGUGGGAAGGGGAAGAGAGAGAGCGAGACAGAGAGAGAUACGCGUUAUACGAGCAGUGUGUCCCGUGUGUCGCGCUUAGGCUCUAGCUAAGUUAUCGUGAUCGUGGGUGGUGCGUGGUGGUUUCCCCGCGAGUGAAACAAAUGCGUGCGCGUCGUACGCCACGAGCUACGAGACCGCCAACGAAGUGCGUCGUCGCUGUCGCCGUCGCCGUCGCUGUCGCGUCAUCGUGCCAUCUCGCCGUUGUGCCAGCAACACCGAGCAGCCGUCGCUGCCGCUGCCAGCGUCGCAAGCGUUCGCUUUUAAGCGCGAUCCGAGCCUCUGUGUCAACCGAGGGACGGCCAUAUUAAUCCGCCGUCACCACCGCCACCGCCACCACCACCACCGCCACCACCACCGCCACCGCCGCCGCCGCCGCCGCCGCCGCCGACGCCGCCGCCGACGUCCUCGGAGUACUGCGCUUCCUGGUGCGCCUUCUGGAUUCUCGUGACGAGUUAUCCGGCGUGGGAUACGUUUUCUUUCCCCGGCCCCUCGCCCCGCCCCUUCACGUCGUUCGGGGUGUCGUGCGUGCGUGCGUGCGUGCGUGCGUGCGUGCGAGUGCGUGUGUGUGUGUUCUCUGUCCGGGUCUCUACUUCAAAGCUUCUCUUCUCGGUUUUCUCAGUUUUUUCUCUUCGCCCCCUGCCACAAUCACCGUCGCCGGAUGACGGCGCGUGUACGUGGUGCGUGCGGCACGGUACCUGUGUGUACGACGAGCGGCAUAGUCGACGAGGUGCGUCCCGUGCCGCCUGAUGUCUACGCAUCGUCUUCGUCGCACGGAGACAGCACAGCGGCUCGCCACCCCCGUGUCUACCCCUACCUCCGUCAGCAAUACCACCCUUCCUAGGCCCUAUGGUAGCCACACGCUUCAGUCGGUUCCCGCGUCGCACAGUGGUUCGUUCACGAGCUCCAAGGGACAAGAAUAUUCUACAAAGGCGAUCGAGGGGCUCGAGGCGACACUGAGUGACAGCAAGAAGAAGGUGCCGUACAGCGACAAGGUGAGUGCGCUUCUGGCAGCCUGGGAGUAUGUCACCAACUUUAUUCCUACGGCACCGCCUGAGGCUAUCCAGUCCCUCAUAGAAUGGACUCACAGACAUACAUUGACAUUGGUAUUGCGCGGGGAGUGGCCGAAAUUGGGAAAGGCACCCAAAACACACCUCACCGUAACGCUGCAGAGGUGUUUAACUCAGCUGGGGCAACAUCCCGCUACACCCAGGUGUACCGCCCUGCUGGCUCUGGUGAUCAAUCCAUGGACGAAUCCCGUCCUCGACAGCAUACUUAACGGUCAACCGGAUUCCGAACAUGAGGAGGAAUUCUGUUGUUCGGAGAAAGGCGAGCUGCUGACGAUGAGACUGAAGAUACUCUGCGAGGACCGCUGCGAGGACAUAGCGGUGAACCUCGCCGCCGCGUGCGUGCGCUCCCUCAGACGAAGCGAUCAGCUGCGGUCGCUCUCGGAGUCUCAUCACGUCCAUUACAUGAUCGACGUGUAUAUCGUCCUCUUGUACAAAUUGAAACGCACGCAAGAUAUUUUCGCUCAAUUAAAAUUAAUGGACCUCAACGACGGGCUCGAAUUGGUCCAAAGGCUUAGCGGUGAGAAGCCAACGAAGUAUGGAACGGCGCGUGUUUGGAGAAAUUCGAUAAAGGCUGCGGAAUUGGUCGCGCAGUAUCUCGUUACUGCCGGGAUGGUACGACCGGUAUCGGAAACUGGUGCAAAUAUUUUGGAGCAGAUUUUGAACUCUUGGGCACUGCUGCACGCAAAAUUGAAGGAUGUUGCACCGACUCUGCCUGGCAUGAUUAGAAAAUUAAUUGAACCCGCGGAAAGUGCUCAACAUAUUUAUAUCUUCUGUGCAGUACUUGCAAAACAUUUCGGCGAGAAUAUAAAACCUUUGGUGAUCGAACUGUACAUCAGAGCGCUAACAACGGAUAUGAACGAGCUGGAAAGUCAGAAGGUGAAGUCGGACAAGGAUAAGGUGCGCGAGACCGCCAAGCGUCUGAGCACGCAAUUCCUCAAAUUGGCGGACGUAGUAGACAGCAAUAUUGGCAUCGCAAGAGAAUGCGUUUUGACAGCAUUCUCCUUACAUCCUACUAGAGCCUGUUACGACAGAAUAAAGGAAUUGGCAGUGGCGUGUGGAAAAGCAAAAGAAGAUGGCAUAUCGCAAGAGGAGCCAAUUAUCAAAGAGGAAUUAAUUAACAAGGAAGAAACAACUAUCAAGGAAGAAUCUAUGGAAACUACAAACGUUCAUCUUCCUGAGUCAACCAUUGAGGUUGAAAUAAAAUCUGAACUAACAGAAGAUAAUAGUGUUAUGGACACAUCGUUGGCAUCUUCGUUGAGUUCGACAGUUUUAGAAACACAGCUGCUGCAUCAAAAUUCAACCAUCGCAAAGGACAUAGAUCUUCAAAACGGUCAGGUAACGAAAACGUUUGAGCAAACCAAUCAGUUAUUGAAGAGCCUGUUGGCAAAUAAUACCGACACGACAUCGUCUGAAAUGCCAACACCAGCGACGUCAAAUAGCGACAGGUGUCCGUUGCAUCUAAAACGUGAAUCUUCAUCCGACCUCGGCGAGCUUUGUUUCAAUUAUGGCGAAUUCACCGAUAAUAAUCAAUUAAAAGAUGAUAAAUUACAAUUGGACGAAGCUAGCACAACGCCGGAGAAGAACGUAGAAAGAACAUUGGACGCGUUGAUUUUAAUCAAAGGCGAUGCGGUGACUGGUUCGGCGAAUUAUGACGAGAAAUCUGUGCCCAGCCAAGUGCUAGAUGGCGAGAAAUUGGGUUUGUCGCCCCAACUGUGCGAUGAUCUAGCUGUAGUAUUGAGUAGUCCACGUUACCACAUGCUCAGUUGGGUAUUGGACUGGAAAGAAUUGAAGAAUUUAUGCGAGCGGUAUCUGGAAAAUACCGAGGAGAUGCGCAAUACGAACAAGGAGCUUAAGUAUCUAAACAUUGAUUAUUCUCAGUUCAAGGAUUGGCCAUCGGAAGACGAUACGAAGGAUGUUUUCUUUGGUAUCGAGAAAGGCUACGAGCAGUGGGUCGACCUGCCGUCCGACAGUUCCGAGCAAUUCGGUAGCUUCCAGCCGGCGGCCGGCUAUAAACGUUCAUCGGUGCGUCGUAGUCUGGACGACACCACGACGGAUUCCGAUAGUGGUAGUGUAUUACGUGUGCGACGUACCGCACGAACACGAAAGAUUCAUCGAUUGGAAUCGUCCGAAAGUGACUACGAUAGCACUGAACGUAAACCAAAGCACUUUAGAAAUAGGAUCAGCUCGGUGUCAGAUAGCGACAGUAACACGCAGGAUAGUCAGACUGACAGUCUAGGCAGUGACGGUUGUCGAUUAAAGACUAAGAAGAAAUCCAAUAAAUCGAGUGGCAAAGAAUCCAGUAAGAAACGUGCGUCGAAAGCAUCAAACCUCACUGUCGAGUCUGUUUCGCAUUUUCAUAUGUUAGUAAAUGAAGAGCGGCACACGAAUGCGCACGAGGACGCCAGUGGUUCUGAUGUUAGCAGCAACGAUAUCAUUACUCUCUUUUCUGCCGAUAUGGACGAAAACAAGCGCGAGACGAUCAAAGGAUCAGCAUACACCGCAGCGGCGCAAUUAAUCAUUACAUCAAGUGAACCGAUUCCAAGAAGAAGCGAUCCAGCGGUGCUGAAAUCUCUUAGGAUGUUCAGGUCGAAAAAGUCGUCGAGAAUCUCGCAGAUUCUACAGAAAAAUAUGUUAAACAAGAACAAGGAUGCUAAUAACGGCAAUCGAACGGAUACCGAACAACAAGCGACCAACAACAUUGCGAAAUUUGCGCCAAUGCUGAGCACGCUGAAUCUGAACCCAAAGAUUGUGCUGACGCGCACGGACGAGACCGAUCAUAAAUUGACAAGCCGUGUCAAGAAACCGCAGCAACGGUUAAGUAGCGGUGACAUCACCAGCGAGCUGAUGAACAUACAGAAAUCGAUGCCGUUCUCGCCAAACAAAAGUGUAAUUACGUAUCAGAAAAAGCCAAAAAAUCGUGCUGCUAGCGUCAAGAAUAACACCGGCAGCAAGAGCGACAUAUCCUGCUCUGUUGUAAUUGACGGACGUUGCGAUAAUCUUCAUCAUCAUCAUCAUCAUCAUCAUCAUAAUCAUCAUCAUUUUGGCUCCGUCAAGUCUAAUUUGAAUAAAACCAAGUUUGAUAUUCUAGAGCAGGCCGUUAGGGAUUCCGAUAUAUUGGCCAAAAAUGUGCCGGGUCUGAACUCGCUGGAUAUGAUGGUACCACCGCGACAGCAUUCCACAGUGAAUGUUGUCCAGCUUUCCAGAAGUAGUGUACCACAGAGUCCAAAUUCCGCCACAGGAACAUCGACAACCAUUAACGUCAGUGGUAACACACCGCCGCGGCCGACACGCACUCCAAGCGUGGCUAGUAACCAAAGCAGUGGCGGUGGCAACGGCAGUAUACAGCUGCCGGGUACCCCGUCCUCGACGGGUGGCCACGAUAGUGGAGUUGGCAUGAGUCCAGCUGGUCAGACGCCACCGUUGAGAUCAUCAUCGAACCUCGGAAUGCCGGACACCAUCGGCGAAGAGGCCAAUCAGCCAUUGGACGCUGCGUCACCGUCGACUAUCGGCCUGACGAUUCCGACGACGAUGUCUGCCAAUAAUGUUUCCUCAGUGGUUCAUCAACUUGAAAUUACUGCUACCGAGUCGUCAAGUCCAAUAAGAAUGGCGCAGUUACGCCGUGCAAAUAAUCAGCAGAAUAAUCAAUCACCGAAAAAGUCACCCUCUUCGCCGUGUUCUGCGGGUGUAGGAAUAACUACAAUCACAACAAUGACGACCGCGACGACCACAAUGUCUUCAGGCGGAGUGAUCGCGCAAUCCGAAUCGUUAAAAGUCAUCUGCAAAUCCGGCAGUUACCAGCUUGCGUCUAUUAAUCCCAAUCAGAUUAUAUCCAAUCAAAGGAACAUUUUAAGCUUGCAAAACCUAGAGGACGGUAGCGGUACAAAUUUUAUAAGACAAACGACGCAACAACGUAGUGUGGAUGCAACAGGCAAUGCGUCGUCUAACAGAAACGCUUAUGACCGACUAACUGGCACAAGCACUGUGAAGAAUACGUCGCAGACUAGUCAGAACACUGGUUUACCUAAGUUCCAACAGGCCUUUCGUAAAACUUCCAUCUAUACUUUGUCGGAUGCGACCGCAAGUGGAGUUGCUAAUGCUGCGACAGAUACACCGCUGGGUAGCGUUCAACAAGUGGCGACGACAUCCGCGCAGAAGACAACGAAUUUAUCAAAGGCGGUACAGACGUCUGUACCGAAUAAUCAACAGCAACAGCAACAACAGGUGAAUGCUGUAAAUGUAAAUGUGCAAUCGAUCAUUCCUAAUCUGCAAAUGCAAGCCGGCAGGCAGAUAGUCAACAUUGUGAAUUCCGGUAAUAACGGUCCAGCAAACACUCCCCUCAGUUCAAAUCAGACUACGAAUCCAACACUUACACAACUCGUGGCUCAAAAUGCCAAUUCGUCAAACACCGGCGUUAUUUAUACGCACAAAGUAAUAGCCAAUAAUCCGAAUCAGCUAAACAUCAUUCCACCAACGAUCAUAUCGCACGGCAAUUCGGCACAAAGUGGCAGAACUCCCGUGGUCAAACUUAAUAUUAUCCGUGCGCCAGUUAGACCACAAAAUGUCACGGGAGCUAUUCAGGUCUUGACAUCGAGGUUACAGCAACAACAACAGCAGCAGCAGCAGCAACAGCAGCAAGCCGUAAGAGCAGACAGUCUAAUUGGUUCUCCGAUCGAGGUAAACAAUUCGGUGAGCUCGACGACUCUGGAACAAUUACGGGAGUUCGAGAGUGUGCUGGAACAGGUGAAAGAGAGAAGUAUUCAACCGCAGUCUCAUCAGUCGACCUCCAGUAACGCAACCACGACAGCCGUGCAGACGCAGACCACCACGCAACAGACUCAGGCAAGCAAACAGCAGCAGCAGCAACAACAGAUAUCCGUUAGUACUUUGGCGCAGCAACUGAUGAUGCCGACUCAAUCCAGCUCAAACAGCGAACCGUUUGCCAGCAAUGGCAAUACCGUGACAUUCCAACAACAGGAAUCUUCUGUGUAUCCACAGAAGGUCUCUCUGGCCUAUGUAAAUCCAAACAGCGGCACUACCAAAGUGGCGGCCAAUUCUACGACACCGGUGGUCGUAGUCACCAGUUAUUGUCAACCAGCAGCAUCACCGGCGCUGAGCGUCACGUCUCAGAGUUCUUCGAGCCCAUGCGUGACGCCAGCACCAGCACCGAUACCACAAUCGGCUGGUAAAACACCAUCGACGCCGCCAUCCACUGCAACUGGAACCGCCGCUGCUGCUAAAACUAAUGUGAAGAAAUCGACACCCAAAGCGGUCAAGAGCAGUGCCACUAAUACAUCCAAGGCAUCACCGAUUCCGAAACCACAGCAAAAGCCACAGGAGGACGAGCAGACUGCUCAGCGAAUUUACGCGAUUCUUGACGAAUACGCAGAGCAGCUGAGAAACUCGCCGGAUCUUAAUAACAAACCGGCGCCUCGCAGAAGAUCCAAUCCGCCGACCAAUCCGAGUCAAUCAUCGAAAAGAAAGAAAUCAAGCUCUAGCAAAACCAAGCCAACGGUGGGACAACAGACUUCCGAAUUGAGCCCUAGCACGGAUGAUCUCGGUAGAACUAUGGGCAGCGAGGAUUCGUCCAGUGGUAUUGUACACGUACAGGACAGUCCAGCCGGUUUCUCUGCACCAGAAGAACCUUCGAUGAGUGCGGACGCAAGUGCAGAGGUACGCAAUCUAACGAGCGACUCGAAUGACGGUGUUGAAGUAAAUGUGAAACGGCGUAAUCUCAUCUUCACGGAGCCAGGCACAGGUCAGCCUACUCGUGCAGUGAUUGUUCAGGAAGCAUUGCAAUCCAGCUCGGUGAGCGAGGCGCUCGCUUCGGUAACGAGCAAAAUGAGCGGUACGUCAGUACUAAUGCCUACCAGUAUCGUGGUACCAUUGAUGAAAGGUUCCCAACAGUUUCACAUAGUGUCUGGAAACAAGUUGAUCACGGCUAUGCCAACGGCUAUGCGCACGGCCAGCGGUACUGUUCCCAACACUUUACUGUUACAAUCUUUUCUCAAUCAGGGCAAGUUGAUUUCUGCGCAACCGCAGGUCAAACAGAUGAAGAUGCAGCCCACCUUGCAGACAUUAUCGAACAAUAAUCAAACGCUGACCGGCGCGCAGAGCACGCCCGUGGUGAUAUCGCAGACCGGAAGCACGCAGUUUUCUGCAGAGGCAGCUACUGUGACGGUGUCGACACCAGAUAAGCCCAGUGUGAUUAGUGAGUUGACGUUGAAGAAUGAUGCUGUGGCCACCGGUAGUGCGAUUGCGGUAGAAUCAACGCCGACAAACGCUAUCGUGGUGAAUAAGAAUAAUCCCACUCUCAGCUUAAUCGGAACUCGGAACAUCAACGAAAUAUCGGACAGUCAGCAAAUAUGCGGCGUCAUCACCAGUAAUCCGACACUGCAGAACACGAGGUUUUUCAAUUCGAACAUACACAAGUUGUCGUCGGCGCCUGCCACCUUGAAGGCGGAAAAUGUGGUCUGUCUCACGCCGGCUACUGCGGUUUCACAUUCACCAGAAAAGAAAUCACCUCAAGAUGGGCAGAUACAUGAGAAGACGGUACCCAUACAAACGGGCACUGCCAUCGCGCUCGCCUUCACUCAACAAACUGAUGUGAACGCCAUGUUGAACGAUGCAAAUCAACAACAGCAGAAGGACACGAAGGAAGCUUCCACCGAGAUAACGUCCGGUACCAAAAUCAUUUCACCGAAAACAGUAAAGAGAAAAUUCGACAACACUAUCAGCAUACAGGAAAACAUAUCGCCGAGAUCUUUGAUUUCCUCGAGCAUUGCCACAUCAUUACAGAACAAUAUAAAACUUGAGCCUAUGUCUUCUAUUACUUCCACAAACAAGCAAUCGAGCGUUAUUGAUAGCACGACGCAAUUCCUGGUGACCGGUGGACCGAGUAGUUCGGAUAGCCAGGAGUCAUCUGUGCAACAGUCCACCGAGACAAUCGAUGGAUCCUGCAAAGUUGGAAAUGGGUUGCUGUACGAAAACGCACACUUACAGGAGGCUUGGGAACCGGAAGGAAAAAUCUCGCCGGAAACGCCAUGGAGAUACAAUCCUACGACAAUGAAUACACUGAGUAACGAGCCAUUGAAAGCAUAUUCCAGAAAGAGAAUUCGACUGGCCACGAUCAAUUCCAGGGAUAAUGACAACUCCGAGAGCGUGCUGCAGAUUAUCAACAAGGGCCAGGGCAUCGAGAUGGCGAGCGGACAACUCUAUCAAUCGAAUGCAAAAAAAUACUUUAUGAAUCAUACUCUAGACACUCCAUACUCCAACAAGAGUAACUUGAUGAAAUCGCAGUUGAUUCCCAGAAUGGACCGCGAGCUGAUGCAACAGAGGAUAGAGAGAAAAUACGAACGUGAACUCAAGCUGCAAAAAAGCUUGUCAGAGGAGUGUGAAGACCUGGGAGUCGACGAGCCUAGCACUAGCGAGCUAUUCCCCGAGGCAGAGCUACUAUUUGAUACGAAUCAUUCGCCGUCGUUUGAUCAUUCCUCGCAAGAUGCGUCCUGCAGUCAGUCUCUGGGUAUGAAGCCGUACAACAGUUCAUUCUUCCGAUCGCUAGACUCGUCUAGCGGUAGCAGAGAUGCAAGUCCAACAAGCGAUUUCAAGACGAACGAACGCAAAAAGAAUACAAGUCAACGUGCGAGAGCUUUAAAGGAUCCGAAGAGGAAGCGAGAGAAGGAGGAUCUGCAAUUGGGUAUCCCGAAACAUAUGCGAUUGGCUCUGGACAAUUUAAGUCAGGAUGAAGCGUCGAAUAGCAACUCUGAUAUCUCCAGGCUAUCACCGGCGAAUCUUGGCUCUUUAGAGAACGACUCGUCAAAAGAUAUGAGUCAUCGCGUCAAACUUACCUCGAGGAGCGGCUCGAAAGAGGGAACACCCAGCAGCGUAUCUAGCAUACCAUCCAAUAUGAAACUGGACAUUGACUUGGAUUCGGAAUCGUUGCCACACAGUAUGAACGUUAAUAACACUUCGACAGCGAGUUCAGGCGACGAAAGCUUGACUUUGCUAAGUGGUAAUACUGUGGAUCAUCAUACUAUAGAGUCGCCAUUGUCACCGUUGACUGGACCGCUGCUGUCUACGCACAAGUACACGUAUGCCAACAAAAAACGCAUGUCGUCGUCCAAGGUGCGUAUGGAUUCGUACAUGGCAUGGGAGAGUCCAAUGUCCGAGCGCACGAGGUCCAGCAGCGACGAUGAGGAUUCUAGCAUCAGCGAAUCAAUUGGUAGUCAACUAGAAGAUAACAUCACGUUGAGUAAUGGCCUGGAGGAUAGUGUACAAACGUUAAAAUCUUUGUCCUCCGAUCGGCAUUGCACGUAUAUGAAGAAAAAGGAUAAGAUAAAUGCCGCAAGAGUGAUCUUAAAUCGCGCUGAUCACAAAUCAACAAUAGCAGCAGCGACACUUCCAAAACGGAUUCCCAAGGCAGAUUCAAUAACAGCAACAGAGUCAAUGAUAGUAUCGAGCGAUAAGAUAUCGGAGGCAUCGGAGGACGAGACGAGCAAUAUUGUGCUGAUGGAACCGGCAGAUUGUCGCGCUAGAAGAUCCAGUUUGCGUUGCCAUGUAAAGAAAAACUGCGCGUGCUGCAAUGGCUCGCCGGAACGACCGAAAAAGAAAACUGCGGCGACAACAGUCAAAUCGACAGAUCAGAAGCUGAAGAAGCGGCUAUCGUCGAAGCAGCCUAGCAAGAAGAGGUAGUCCUAGCGAUCGAACGCUUGCGCGAGCAUCGCAACGUCUUGUUAUAUCAUUAGCGUAUCAUCGUCGUCGGUGGUUUACAAUGCGACGACGAUGCGGGCGUUUCAGCGCGAUCGAAACCGGACCGGGAGCGAUUUGACGCUUCUCGCUAAAAAACACGAUUCAGACAGCGAACGAUCUUAUCCAUGGAUCAAAAGAUCCAUGACGAUGGCACUGUAAAUAUUAUUGAAGACGCGCUUAAACGCGAAUUCCGUGAAUCUAUCAUACUUACAAUAUUUGGAGCAUUCAGCGGCUACACUUGCACGCAGGCAGACGAGCUCAAUUAUGCGAGCAAAAGAAAUAUUCUCCAUGAGUUUAAAUUAACAGUGGAUCUACUUCACGUCUAUUUGCGUGCUGUGUACGUGCAUAUUGAUAUAUGUGUGAAAGGAUGCGUGAAAGGAAAGAGAAAAAGAGAGAGAAAGAGAGGACGAGAGUAUAAUAAGCAUACGAUUUACUACUAAAUAGUUCUCGUCGAUAACAGUAGGUCAUCCCUCUACCAUUAGGUGUUAAUUACGAUAUUAAAUUGUAAGGUACAGAUCAUUUAUGUAUGGCAGACUUAGAUUUUAAAUCGUUAAGGACCGUUUAGCGAUGCAAUCUAGUCAAGUGGUGGGGUAUAGGCGACGAGUGAACAAAGCGUUAAGGUAAGAGAAGCAAGCGGAAACCAUAACGAUCGUUAAUAGAUCCCUCGCAAAGUAAAGAGAGAGAGCCUGAAUUUAUAUAAUUCAACUUACAGUAUGUCUAUCAUGGCAAAGCUAUUCCACGUUGUAACAUGGUGUGGUCAGACUGAAUAGACAAAUAAUAAUAGAGUUCUCUUUUCGAAGAAAUAUUAGAAUAUAGUAACAAGGACGUGCGGCGAUCCCGUGAGGAGUCGCACCGUCUUUGCCUUUCGUGUAAUGCUUACCUGUAUCUGUAUAACUCUAACUUUAUAGAGAAAAAAAAUUAUCGCUGUAAAUUCUCGGCACUCUACUCUUAAACGAUCCCCGAAGAACAAGGGGUUAUUAUUUGGAUAAGACCGAUACGCCCGACUUAAGUAUGCGAGGCGUAUGUGAGAUGGGAGGAGAGAGAAAAAAAAAGAAAGAUGUGGAGUGGCAAUAACAUGUUCUACGGAUCAUUCUAACAGCUGUCUGUUGUACGGCCCGACCAUACCUUGUCAUGGUGCAUGUAAAAAUCCACGAUUGUACAUUACGUAGAUAAUUCAUUAAAAAGGUAUAAUAUUAUAUAUAUAUACAUAUAUAUAUAUAUCGCUGCACUUUAGUACAAAAACGCUUCACUUUGUUUCAGAUGAGAAUGAUAGAUUUAUAUCGUAUCUCCGUGUGCUGUCGUGAAACGUGUGAAUGCCCGCAAAUUUUACUAUGGACUUAACUUUAAACUUGUAACUUGUAAAAGCUCGUAAGAACGGGAUAGAGGCUGCGUGGGAGUAUAAGUUUAUCUAACAUUUCGUUAUGAUAAUUACGAUUAACGUACGUCGGGCGCUGAUAUCCAUUCCAAAAUUUUUUAUCCCGGCGCACGGUAUAUAUGUAUAAAUAUGUAGAGUAUUACAUCGUCGAGUUUGUUCUUUCUCUCUUUUUCUGUUCUCUUUCGAUGUUGCAAGAAAAGAAUAUCAUAGCUUCAAGUAAUCGAGGUGUAACUGUUCCUGUGAAUAGUGUCUCAUUGCGUGAUAUGAACCAAAGUGAAGGCUCUGUCGAGAAAGUAUGAGAGAAACGCGUAAUGAAUCCAUGUAAAAAGCGAACAGCAAUACACGUGUAGAAUAUGUAAAUUAUAAUUAAACUAAUUCGAUCAUUCUGUAGAUUCUUUGUUUUUUGUUCUUUUUUAUUUCCGUAGAUUAAUUUAGUUAUUUCUUUCAGUAAUCGUUAAUCUUAUGUUUAGAAAAGAAUUAAGGCUAUAUUAUUUGUUGGAUAUAACAAUAUAUAUGUAUAUUAUAUUCUAUUUUACAUCUGAUGCAAAUAUCACAUGAUUAUUUGACGCUAAAUGAAGACCGAAGAGAAAACUUUUCUAUAUUAUAUUCUUUCCGAAUUUAAUGUUAUUACUGAUAUUAAAAUUAUAAAAAAGAUAGAUACUUAUAUUUAUAUGUAAUACAAUAUUAUUUUCUAACAGAAUAGCGUCAAAUAGAACUGUCGUAGAGCGCUGCAAAUGUUUAUAAUUAAUAUUUAUGUAUAUUACGUGGAGAUUGAAUCCAAAUGAAGUGAAUAAUCGAUUCUUCUGUUAUUGCGUUUCUUCCUGAUUUACACAUUCUACACGUACGCUAGCAACUGAAAUGAUUAAUAUCUUUCUCUCCGCGAGAUAUAUGUGAUAUAAUCGUUUCAUUAUAAACUGUAACUAUAUCGCGAAACACGUUCCUUUCGAUUUUCCCAUUCGGUUAAACGAAGAACAAGAUACCUACCUCGUGUGCUUCAUCUCUUCCUAGUUUAUCUCGAUUACGGCUCUGAAGUGUGGAAAUUUGAAUGUUCCACGUAUGUAAUCGUUCAACGUAAUCGAAUAUCCACGUAUAUUUCUCGUAUGAUGUAGAGUUGGUCUAUGAUCUCGCGACGUGAAAACGCGACUCGCGUUUCCGAGAAGAAGCACGUUGGCGCUUUUCUUUCUCUUUCUUUUUUACGUACCGGCAGUUAUUUUAUUUUAAAUACAAUUCGAAACGUUGAAAAUAAUUUGGAUUUUAACUACAGAAACAACAAUUUUAUAACAUUGAAAAAAUAUAUGUAAAUAAAUUAUGUUUCCAGGAGCAUUUAUGUUAUCUCGUUAGGACUUUUCUGAUUAGGAGCGAUUAAAGAGCGUAAAAUCUGUAUAACAAUGUAGCGUUAAAGCGACCUUAUUGUAGCGUGGCCUAGAUUACACAUUUUUCUUUCUUGAUUUAGUUUCAUCUACGGUCUAUCUCUUAAGCGAGAUCAACCGUAUUAUUUUAUUCCGUAUUUCGAAAUCCGAUUUUAUGUAAUCGAGGCGGUCUACACAAAUGCGUGAGAUUUAUUUUUUAAUCGAAAAAAAGUUUAAUUUAUAUGGAUUAAAUAAAUUGAUUUAUAACAAAGGAACAAACCACCCUUCUUUUUCGUAGACCGUCUCUUAUUUUGCAUUUACAUAAUUUUCUUUUGCGGCUUUCUCUCGGUGUGUUUCAGCGCGAGAGGAGUGUAUCCCAAAAAAAAAGAAAGAAUCGCGUUUCCACUCGAACUAUUUGUAUAAAGCGAGGACAACUUCAAUGUAUUUAUUCCCGCAGUAAAAAAUUAAGAGAGCGUGCUCUAUCUUCCUGUAUAUUAAAAAGAGGAAAAAGAAAGGGGAGGCGGAGAGGGAGAAAGAAAAAUACAGAGAAAUGUGUCGAAGCGGCGUGUCUCCGCGUGUAUAAAAAUUCCGAGCGAGUGUGAGUCUCGCACCAAAUAGAAAUGCGUAUUUUUUGAAUGGGAGAUAGCUUCUAGCUCACGCACGUCAGACGUGUGUGCAUCACUCGAUUCAUCGGUGAUAGUCUGGCCUUUCGCCACCCAGUUUAGUCGUACCAAUCGCAUUUAUCAUAGAGGGGUGUGUAGUCUUUUUUCAUCGUUAAGGCAAAUCCGAGAGGCGGACUCGAGGGUAGGAGCAGGAGGGAAAGAAAGAGAGAAAAAGGGGGAAAUACAUUUUGAGACAAGGAUCAGAACCGAUGCAAUUUCGGCGAGCUCGAUUUCCGAGGCUGAAAAUUAUCGCGAAGAUUUCCGGAUCAUUACUAGAGAAAAGUGAAUCGAAGAUCCGAUCUUACCGAGAUUCCGCAUCGGUUUCAGACUUUAGAGCAUUUGCGGAUCAAGGCGAGAUUUUCUCAAAGCAAAGAUUCUUCAGGUACUUAAAGCGAUAGAAGGGCAGGGAGAGAGAGACAGAGAGAGAGAGAAGAAAAGAAAUAAUGAUAAAAUAAAACAACCCGCUUUACACUGGCCGUUAAGCGAUAACUUAAGAGUUUUUGUAUCGUAUGUUUGUUAAGACUACUGUUUUUGUCACUCAACACCCUACCAGUAUUCGAGAGAGAGAAAAAGAGCGAGUGAGAAGGAGUGAAAGGGGAUCGUAAGAAAGAGAAUUGAGAGAGUGUGCGAAUGCUGUUGUACGUCACUUUAGUAUCAUUAAAACGAGCGACGUAUAGUAAAAGAAUAAAGAAGAAAAGCGUAGAGGAUAAAGAUAAAAGAGUGCGAGCGAGCGGAGGAGAAACGGUGGCGGAGGAUAAACGAACGGCCGUAUACCGCAACACGUACAUUCAUUAAGCUACGCAAUGUCGUCUAGCACAAAUCAAGUCAGAAAUAAUUUGAACGAUCAGAUAUUGUAAGAAGAGAACCGAGGGCGAGUAUGUGAAUGUGACGUGAAACUAAUCACGGAUGAGAACGCGAAGAGACGUGUACAUAACAAACGAUAGGAGAACGAUGUUAGUCACGUGUUUCGCGAAGGGAACAUUUCUUAGAUGGUAGAUUAAAAAGAGAAGCGUUUAGUUUAAAAAUAUUAAAAUGUUUUUUAUUUCCGUCUCUGUUAAAUACUUAAAAAUGUUUUAGUUUUAAACGGUGUUUAACUUUAAAAUACUAAAAUGUUUAAAGAUAAAAUCAUUAACAGCUUAAGGUCCGAUUGCACCAAUAUCGUUUAACUUCAAACUCGAUUUAACUUCCUUUCUAGUUUUAGAAAAGGAUAAAAAGUAAACCGAGUUUAAAGUUAAACUAUAAACGGCGCGAACAGACCUUAGUUUAGACCUGUGUUUAAAGUCUAAACACCGCUUAAAACUAAAACUUUAAGUAUGUAAAAAAAAAACGAAGGCAGAAAUAAAACAUUUGAAUAUUUUAAAUUAAAUAUUUCUUUUUCCACAUACCGCUAUACAUACGCGCUGAAUGUUGUUAAAAAACCAGGUGUCCUUCGAAAAUAAUGCGCUGAGAAGAGGUGACCUCUCGCAAUCUUGAGAAGAGACAUUUCCCUGAAGAUCGUUAUAAAAAAUCGAAAGGCUUUUAUGUAAAAGGGACUGCGCACCGCUCUGAUUAAUGUACAUGAUAUUAAUUACUCUGCGUUAUUUCGAGGAUCCUCACACAUCUUACUGUUUAUCGUUAUUUAUAGGAACAGUGAUGCGCUGCAAAUUUAUUUUUAUCACGCGAAAUGGCAUCGUACUUCCCUCUAGAAAGAACUAAGCUUAUUUUUUCAUAUAUGGAGGUGCUUGGGACCUUUUAGAUAAGAUCCGUUCGACUGGAAUUCGCGUGUAUAUUGUGGGCCAGAGACCGAUGCACAAAUUGCAAUCGCGAUCAACGUGGAAGUUUUCCGUAAUAAUGAAACGGCGACGAAGCAAUCAACCGUAUUUCGCUCGCGGUGAAGAAGAGGAUACUCUGUAAAUAUGGCUUUAUUUCGCGAAGCGACUUCGCAACUUUUUUCAUCGUAUUGCACUUGCGGAUUUUCGAUGACGGGUUUUUGCUUCGUAUCGAAUUAAAAGCGCAAUUAUCUAUCUUUGUCUUCUGGAUGAAAAAGAAAUUGGAAAUUUAAACAGGAUUGCUGAUGCGCGAAAUGAUGGAAAUAUGAUUUGCUUCCCACCGAAUCUCUAAAUCUCCCAGGCUAAAUUAUUUGAUAAAAGUAUGGUAGAGAAAUGUAAUCGCUUCAUUAUUGUUAAUCUAAAAUGAUACCCCAUCCAGAAAUUUAGAAUCGUCAUUCACUUUUUAAGUCAAAGUUUAGAAUAAUAUUCCAGUAGUAUUUUUCUAAGAAUUCGUAAAAGAUUGUAAUUUUUAUAUUGGUUUUCAGCAUAAUGUAAACUAUAUAUACAUAUAUAUGUUAUUAUUUAUAUAAUAACAUAUAAUUUCGAAAGAAAUGUCUUUGCAUUAUUAUUAAAAAUUGAUGAAUCAAUAUGUUACAAAAAAUUAGAAUUUAAGCAUUUGUAUUUUUCGUCCUUAAUACUCGGCUGAACUGUACAGACAAAGUGCGAGGCCCGAAAUGCGAAAAGCUGCUGGGUCGUUUUGCGAGAGAACCGGAGCUCGGAUUUCAGUAACGUACCAUUAAUUCACUGAUGAAAAUUGUAAAAUCGCACACAGUAGUCGCCCCAUCCUAUCGAUUUUGUUUUUAUGAAGAGAUUGUGAGAAGAUACGUGAGGGAGGAACAGAGAGAAACAUAGAAAGGGAGAGAAAGAUGAAAAAUACUCCUUGGAUAUGACUGUACAGCAUAUUAACUUGUCCGGAGGUACAUAUAUCGGAGAUCCUUUUUCAAAACUGAAGUAUUAAGGAUUGCAUAUUGUACAUAAACAAGACAUAUUUUCUAUAUAAGGGACGUCGCUCGGUAAGAAGGCCGAUGGCUCGAAAAAUACUGCAAUAUUAUGAUAAUUCUUUCAAGCGGUAGGAUAGCCUUUAAUCGUUUUAUGUAAUGUAAUGAUAGAAAAAGAGAGUCUGGCAGAAUAAAAGUGAAAGUUCUGUAU